Messenger RNA from Fusarium tjaetaba, 2340 nucleotides. RefSeq names its product amino-acid oxidase. NCBI's taxonomy places the organism in Eukaryota, Fungi, Ascomycota, Sordariomycetes, Hypocreales, Nectriaceae. Gene Ontology annotation, molecular function: polyamine oxidase activity; L-amino-acid oxidase activity. Gene Ontology annotation, biological process: amino acid catabolic process. Bases 1 to 2340 code for a protein of 779 amino acids. The record is from RefSeq and is a predicted model, not a curated record. The transcript is spliced from 5 exons.
AUGUCUUCGCAAGGCACCUUCACAGAAGUCCAUCAAUUCACCAAGUCCUACAAGCACAUGUGGGCUCGUGAUGUCGCCAAGGCGAGUAUGAAUUAUGAUCUCAAGGGUGUUAUCGAACGCUUGAAGGAAUCUGUUCCUGCUAAGUUCGAUUCCAAGGAUAACAUUGGCUCACUCCGAAAGAAGACCAUGGAGGCCACUGGUCCAGGCUACAUCCCCGAGGAGGAGGGUAAGAUUAGCGUGGGCAUUGUCGGUGCCGGUGUCGCUGGCUUAUUUGCUGCCCUUCUCUUUGAUCGGCUCAAUGGCCAUGAAGAGCUCAAGGGAAAGGGUCUCAAGAUCAGCUAUGACAUCCUUGAGGCUGCUGGUGCAGAGAGACUUGGUGGGCGUCUCUACACUCACCACUGCUCUGAUGAGGAACACGACUACUAUGAUGUCGGUGCCAUGCGCUUUCCUAACAACACUAUUAUGAAGAGAACAUUUCAACUGUUCCAGUACAUUGGAAUUACACAGGAAAGCAAAGCAGGCUUGAUCCCGUAUUAUUUAAAGAACGAGUUUGACGAAUGCCCUGCCUACUUCAACGACAUAACCACCAGUGGCAAUGUCUGGGACCCCAAGAAAAAGGCAAAUGACCCAUAUCAGGUCAACGAAGGCCUUCCUCCGAACGGCAAGAUCCGACCAGAGCGCCUGCUUAAGACCAACCCCAGCGAACUAGUCAGCACCGCUCUAAAGGUCUUCACAAAGGUUGCGAAAGAGAGGUUCAAGGCGGCAAUCGCUGAAGAGGAAGAGGAGGAGAAGCAAGGCUUCAAGAGUGUUGGUGAAGACGGGGAACGUAGGCCUAGAGGGCCAGCAUCUCAAAAGUUAUGGGAUCUUCUGAUGAAGGCCGAUCAUAUGAGUGUUCGACAAUUCGUUGGCUCAGGCCAGCCGAGAAAGGACGGGGAAGAACCAGAGCCUCCAGCUGAAGAUGAGUUUCCCCAGGGGCCUGGUUUUAACUACAACACUAUCGAGUACCUUGAGACAAUGACCUAUGGUACAGGCUGGUAUGACCAGUCCCUCACAGAGUGUGUCCUGGAGGAGCUCGAUUUCCAUACACCCGACAUGGACGACGACCCAGCAACAAAGGACAUCCAGUAUUGGUGGUGCAUUGAUGGCGGUGCACAGGAGAUCGCCAAGCGAAUGGCUUUAAAGAUCAAGAAGUGCAUUGAAUACAACACCAAGGUUCAAUCAAUCGAUGCUCAAGUUCCGCUUCGUCGAGAGCGCAAAGCCGGCUCGUACACUGCCAUGAAGAUCAAAACCACCAGAACAGAUCCCAAGACCAAGAAGGUCGAGACCAAAGUCAGGGAGUACUUUGCCAUCUUCAACAGCACCACGCUCGGUGCCCUUCAGCGUAUGGAGCUUUCGGAUGCUGGUUUGUCUUGGGGUACUAAGCAGGCCAUCCGAGCUCUUGGGUAUGGUGCUUCUUCCAAAGUUGGCAUGAAAUUCCGCACUGCAUGGUGGCAGACGCCGCCAUUCAACAUUGCCAAAGGUGGUGUUUCCAGAACAGAUUUGCCCCUGCGUGUCUGCGUGUACCCAUCGUACAAUAUCAAGUCAAACGAGGGUGAGGACAAGUGGGAUCCUACAAAGCCGGCCGUGCUUCUGUGUUCAUAUACCUGGGGUCAAGAUGCCCAGCGCAUUGGCGCCGUCUGUUCCAACAACACAACACAAGACGACGCGGAGCUCAAGCGGCUCAUCAUCCACGACCUUGCACGGCUUCAUGCUCGGAGGGAGCGCCCAUUUGAGGAAAUGGUGAAAUUUCUUGAACAGCAAUACAUUGAUCACCACGGCUACGACUGGUAUAGAGACGAACACAUGUCGGGAGCCUUCGCGUAUUUCGGCCCCGGGCAGUUUUCCAACAUGUGGCAGGAAAUCAUCAAGCCCAACGCAUUGGGUCAACUGUAUAUCGUUGGAGAAGCAGCCUCGUCCCACCAUGCAUGGAUCGUAGGUGCACUGGAAAGCGUUGUUCGAGCCGUGUACGUCAUGUUCCAAGGUCUCCAAAACGGCAACGAGAAGUUCGAGGCGUAUGACAUCGUCCUGAAACUUCUCAGAACUGGUUCUGAUAGUGGCAAGAACGUCAGCCUACCUUUGAAGAAGGACGGCGAUAUGCCCACUGGCUUGCCUUUCCAUCCUCUGCCGGAGGAGAUGCCUACAAGGCAAUUUUGGACGACCAAGGACCAGGAAUUGACUGCUAGCCCUGAGAAGGAGGCUAACGAGGAGCAUGUUGACAUGACCUACGGUGCUGCUCUGGCUGUUUUGAGCUUGAUUGAGAGUUUCUAUGAGCUCGGAGUGGAUAAGAAGGACACCUAUUAA